Mytilus californianus (California mussel) is the source of this 2034-nucleotide messenger RNA. RefSeq lists its product as uncharacterized. The transcript has a single exon. The coding region runs from base 1 to 2034 and encodes 677 amino acids. NCBI's taxonomy places the organism in Eukaryota, Metazoa, Mollusca, Bivalvia, Mytilida, Mytilidae. The record is from RefSeq and is a predicted model, not a curated record.
AUGAAAACCUUGACACAGUCUGGUAGUAGUACAACUAUAGGGCAGAUGAGUGUUGGAACGUCAUCUUCAGCAGAAAAUGACAGUGUUCCAUCGAUGAUUGAAACAAGUGACAAAACAUUAUCACAGACACAAUAUGACAGUAAAUCAACAAUGAUUCAAACAGAAGGUACUACAGCUCUAUUUCAAAUAAAUGGGAGUACUCCACCCGAGGUUCAGUCUCCAGAUUCUACCAAAAAAACUCAAACAACUGAUCAUUCAAAUAAUAGUUCACCGAAGUUUCAAUCUUCCAAUGUUAUAACUAUAGGUAAAACAAGUGACAGUACAUUAUCACAGACAAUUUAUGACAGUAAAUCAACGAUGAUUCAAACAGAAGGAACCACAACUGUACUUCAAAUAAGAGGGAGUACUCCACCCGAGGUUACGUCUUCAGGUUCAACAUUGGAAACUCAAACAACUGAUAGCGGUUCACAGAAAUCUCAAUCUUCAAACGCUAUAACUAUAAGUAAAAUAAGUGACAGUACAUUACAACAGGCACAAUUUGAAAGUAAACCAACGAUGAUUCAAACAGAAGGAAUUACAACUCUACUUCAAAUAAAUGAGAGUACUCCACCCGAGUUUACGUCUACAGGUUCAACAUUGGAAACUCAAACAACUGAUAGCGGUUCACAGAAAUCUCAAUCUUCAAACGCUUUGACUAUAAGUAAAAUAAGUGACAGUACAUUACCACAGGCACAAUAUGAUAGUAAACCAACGAUGAUUCAAACAGAAGGAACUACAACUCUACUUCAAAUAAAUGGGAGUACUCCAUCCGAGGUUACGUAUACAGGUUCAACAUUGGAAACUCAAACAACUGAUAGCGGUUCACAAAACUCUCAAUCUUCAAACGCUAUUACUAUAAGUAAAAUAAGUGACAGUACAUUACCACAGGCACACUAUGAUAGUAAAUCAACGAUUAAUCAAACAGAAGGAACUACAACUCUACUUCAAAUAAGUGGGGGUACUCAAACCGAGGUUACGUCUAUAGGUUCAACAUUGGAAACUCAAACAACUAAUAGUACCCCGUCAACAGAAGUAUCUUACACAGCUGAUAGUACGACACUAAAGACACAAUACAUGGGCACAUCUUUAUUAACUUACACUACGAAACAAGCAACACAGUCUAAUGUAACUGUAAAGGCGGUUUCGACAAUGGAGACUAUAUAUGGUAGUACUAUAUCGGUACAACAAACAACUGACCGUAGAACUUCUGGCACACACACAGUUGGUACUACACCAGUACCUCAGUCGAAUGGUUCUGUAUCAUCUGGAAUACAAUAUGGCAAGUCUACAACGAUCUUUCGCUCAGCUGACAAUACUGCACAGUCUGAAAGUAUAACGGCAAUAGAUCAUACAACUGAAAAUUUUAUAUCAUUAUCACAAUCCCAGAGUAACACUCAUGGUAAUAAGAGAGAUGAUACAACAACAAUAGGAACUUCAAAUUAUAGUACACCAUCAUUGACCUCGCUAUUUGAAGGAACAACAACGGCAAAUAGAACACCGGAUAUACCAUUUAAGGCUGUUACAACAGUGCUCCAGACAAGUAGUAGAACAAAAUCUCAACCAGAAAUGGAUAUUACCACAGUUUUGAAUACUGAAAAUAAAGUAUCAGAUACUAAAUAUGCUGAAAAUACGACUGAAACUCCAACAACUGAAAAUAUGACAUCAGCGACACUGUCUAAUGGACAAAAUACUUCCCAAACAAUAACCCAAUCACAAAAAAAUAUGAUAACUGAAAUGCAGAAAAAUCCUUUACAUGGUAAGACAACAAUCCAGAAUCAAGCAGAGACAACAACUUAUAGUCAUGAUGUAACAACAGAAUUUCUGUACUCACCGACAACACAAAAGGCGGAUUCUUGCCACAGCGUUCCAUGUGAUGAUGAUGGGAUUUGUAUCUCUCUUUCCAGUAUUGAUUUCGUUUGUCAGUGUAACUCAUCCAAGUGUGGAACAUGUGAGUAUAUAUUUUAUUCUAUACAUUAUAAAACGUGCACACGAUGA